AUGGCUCCCAUCGUGUCCACUAAGAUUCUUAGUGAGAUCAUGAUGAACGGGUGUACAGAAGAGCUAUCGAAAGCCAGUCGUGUUAAGGGAAUUUAUGCUGAUUUGAGGGCCCGCCCCGUGGCUAUUUGCAAGCCCAUAGUCGUUAUUGUUGGAUCUGUUAUCCCGCGCCUGAGGAGAGCGGCGGAUCCGUAUGCGAAUGGAGCUUCCUAUACAUCUCUUCCCAGCGCUACGUUUAUACUCGAUUCAAGUGAUUUCUACAUCGAUGCUACUCCCGCGAGUGAAGAUGUUCUACUCAUGCCUAACUCCGAAACGCUAUCUAUUCCUAGUGGCGAUUCGGACGACGAGAGCUCAAAUCAACUAGAGCGUGUGACCUUUAACUCGAAGUCCACAAAUCCUCUUGAGGCUUGUCCUGAAGCUUGUCCCGUAGUUUGUCCCGUAGCUUGUCCUGAAACUAAAUCUACGAUAACCUGCAUAUCAGAAUCUCCUUCGAAUAUGCUUCUGACUCUAUCCAUGGUCUCAAAUACUGUUCCUCCUUCCACUGCUGCUACCUCAGUUCGACCUUGGGGGUCUUCGAAACACUUAGGGGACCCUCUCCAGAAAUUUGGGACCCCACCGUCGGCCGACUAUACUCGCAGUUGCUCUCCAGUCGACUCCUUGGAUAUAAUUCGUUAUCGAAGGGCGAGUGAAGCCGUCGGUGCAAGUCCACCAAGUAAAUUUGCUCAUCGUGUUCGCAAGUACAGCGAUAAUUAA
This is a messenger RNA of Rhizoctonia solani, 750 nucleotides long. RefSeq lists its product as uncharacterized. The transcript has 4 exons. NCBI's taxonomy places the organism in Eukaryota, Fungi, Basidiomycota, Agaricomycetes, Cantharellales, Ceratobasidiaceae. Bases 1 to 750 code for a protein of 249 amino acids. The record is from RefSeq and is a predicted model, not a curated record.